Molecule: messenger RNA, 826 nt
Organism: Musa acuminata subsp. malaccensis (wild Malaysian banana)
Lineage: Eukaryota; Viridiplantae; Streptophyta; Magnoliopsida; Zingiberales; Musaceae
Source: RefSeq, a predicted model, not a curated record
CUCUCUCUCUCUCUCUCUCUCUCUCUCUCUCUCUCUCUCUCUCUCUGGGGUAAAGAUGCUGUCUAGUAGCUCAGAUCUUCCCAAAAGCUCUCUCCAAAUCAAGCAGGAUGACAAGUUCUACACCAGGAUCCUCUCCAAGGAGAGCUCAGUGGCCAAUCCUUCCUUCAGAGUGUAUUACGGAAUGGCAACAGGGGCUGUGCCUUUCUACUGGGAGUCUCAGCCUGGGACACCCAAGCACAUCAGCUCCACCACUGCCCUCCCUCCCCUCACACCUCCCCCCUCCUACUACUACAGUCCCAGGAACAAGAGCUCCAAGAAGCCCUCCAAGUCCAGCUUCGUCCACGCCAUACUCCCUAAGAUCAGUCUGAUGAGGAAGUCACCUUCGUCGUCCGUCUCCUUAUCUUCCUCCUCGGUUUCGUCCUCUUCCUCGUCGACGGCGUCCGGGCGCUCUAACCAUCAGAGAAGGCCUUCAAGCCCACAGUCGUCCUUCCAGUCGAGGGGCGACGAUGAGGAGUCCGACGACGAGUCCCCGACGUCGACCUUGUGCUUCCGGAGCUGCCAAUCGGUGGUGCCUGUGAAGUGCGCGUUGUUGUCGGCGGUCCGGCAUGGAUCUGGCCAUGCAACCUCUGCAUAGUAGUCACAGAUCAACACCUUGCAAUAUGCUCAUGUAGUUUGGGGUGCAACAUUUAUGGUGGUAACUAAAUCUCAUCUGCCAAACAAGAGAGAGAGAGAGAGAGAGAGAGAGGAUGUGUAAUAGCACAGAAAUGUGAAGUGCUUCGUUCACUUCUCAAGAAUAAUGUGAGACUAAUAGUUUGUAUUUGCUUAA